This is a messenger RNA of Thalassophryne amazonica, 2543 nucleotides long. Its product is annotated as acetyl-coenzyme A synthetase, cytoplasmic-like. Gene Ontology annotation, biological process: acetyl-CoA biosynthetic process. Gene Ontology annotation, molecular function: acetyl-CoA synthetase activity. NCBI's taxonomy places the organism in Eukaryota, Metazoa, Chordata, Actinopteri, Batrachoidiformes, Batrachoididae. Gene Ontology annotation, cellular component: cytoplasm. The record is from RefSeq and is a predicted model, not a curated record.
UCCUGAAGGCAUCGUGAGAUGUGAUUGACUGCUGUUGGCAGACCAGAUUAGCAAUCUGUCUCCUGGUCAGAAGAUAGACUGCAGUCACCUUUAUGACGCAAACGUUUCACCUUCAGCCUCCACGACAGCGUGUACUGGACUUUGCUGACUGAAGAGGAGUGUUAUAAUUUGAUAUUCAAGAUAAGAAGAGUGAUAAAAGGGACGGGCAUCGCUUCUGCGCGCACUUAUGCUAGGUCGCUUCGACUGUUAGCUUAGCCGUGUCCUUCUGUGCCACAGAUUUUAGCAGCAGCAGCAGACCUCAGCUGGACCUGGCUACUCUCACUAAAUCCCGCGACAGGCCAUCCUCCAAAACAAGGAAGUAUGAAUGAACGUUGCAGCUAGCCUGCUAGCCUACGCCGAGCUGCAGCUCCGCCACCGGGUUCCUUGUCUGAGUAUCAGCCGAUAUUUCAUUCCACCAGCUUUGAAUCGGAGGUUUUGAACAGAUUAGAGCUCCAGAGAUGAUUCCCGACAAAACACCUACGGAAGACGUUUUUCCCGGAUUCGAGGAGCUGAAGAAGAAUGCCCACAUCUCCACAUUUGAGGAGUUUAAAGAGCUCUACACAAAAUCCAUCGACAAUCCAGAUGAGUUCUGGGGAGACAUUGCUAAAGACUUCUUUUGGAAGACAAAACACAGGGGCCCUUUCCUCACCUACAACUUUGAUGUGACCAAAGGAGAGAUCUUUAUUAAAUGUAUGGAGGGAGCUUCCACCAACAUCUGCUACAACCUCCUGGAUCUCAGUGUCUACCAGAAGAAACUCAGCGACAAGGUGGCCUUCUACUGGGAAGGCAAUGAGCCUGGUGAUGAGCUAACGGUGACCUACAGGGAGUUGCUGCAGAGGGUCUGUCAGUUCGCCAAUGUCUUAAAAUCCCAGGGAGUGAAGAAGGGUGACCGUGUGUCCAUUUAUAUGCCCAUGGUGAUUGAGCUGGUGGUCGCCAUGUUGGCUUGUGUUCGUAUUGGAGCUGUGCAUUCCAUCGUGUUUGCAGGUUUCUCUGCAGAAUCUCUAUGUGAGAGGAUCGUGGAUUCACAGUGUUCACUACUCAUCACGGCAGAUGGUUUCUAUCGGGGAGAUAAGCUGAUCAGCCUGAAGCUUUUAGCUGAUGAAGCACUGCAGAAAUGCAGAGACAAGGGGUUCCCAGUAAAGACAUGUAUCAUGUUGAAGCACUUAUCUAAAGAAGCUGAAGAUGCACCUCUUGGUUCUCAGUCUCCUCCCGCCAAACGACCCUGUCCUGACCUACAGGAAAAACAGACAGUGAGAGUAAAGAAAACACGUCCUGUUCCGCAGGUCCCAUGGAACAAAGAAGUGGACCUGUGUUGGCACACGCUGGUGCGUGGAGUGUCAGAUGAAUGUGAACCUGAGUGGUGUGACUCAGAAGACCCUCUCUUCAUCCUUUACACCAGCGGCUCAACCGGCAAACCAAAGGGUGUUCUUCACACGGUCAGCGGCUACAUGCUGUACACCGCCACCACCUUCAAGUUGGUGUUUGACUACCAGCCCAACGAUGUCUACUGGUGCACAGCAGAUAUUGGUUGGAUUACUGGACACUCAUACAUCGUCUACGGCCCACUGGCUAACGGGGCCACUAGUGUCCUGUUUGAGGGCCUGCCGAUUUACCCAGACAUGAGCCGUAUGUGGCAGAUUGUGGAUAAAUACAAUGUGAGUAAGUUCUACACAGCUCCCACCGCCAUUAGACUUCUGAUGAAGCACGGCAGUGAGCCAGUGCAGAAGUGUAAGCGAGAGUCUCUGAAGGUGUUGGGGACAGUGGGCGAGCCCAUCAACCCAGAGGCUUGGCAUUGGUACUACAAUGUGGUUGGAGAAAAGAGAUGUCCCAUUGUCGACACCUUCUGGCAGACGGAGACUGGUGGACAUGUGUUAACGCCUUUACCUGCAGCCACACCGCUAAAACCUGGAUCUGCUACAUUUCCGUUCUUUGGAGUUGUGCCGGCCAUUCUGAAUGAGUCUGGAGAGGAGCUGGAGGGACCAAGUGAAGGAUACCUGGUGUUCAAACAACCGUGGCCUGGUGUGAUGAGGACAGUGUAUAGAAACCACCAGAGGUUUGAAACCACCUACUUCAAGAAGUUCCCUGGAUACUAUGUGACGGGAGACGGUUGCCAUAGAGACAAAGAUGGCUACUACUGGAUAACAGGGAUAGAUGACAUGUUGAAUGUUUCAGGUCACUUAUUAAGUACGGCAGAGGUGGAAUCUGCUCUAGCGCAUGAAACUGUAGCAGAGGCUGCUGUUGUUGCCAGACCUCAUCCUGUCAAAGGAGAAAGCCUCUAUUGCUUCGUCACGCUCACUGAUGGCGUGACGUACGACAGCAGGCUGGAGGCGGAGCUGAAAAACGAGAACAUUACCAUCUACAUCCUUUACCACCCUAACCUGCUGCACAUCCUUUCCAGCUGGGUUUGGCCAAUUGUGAGGGAGAAGAUCGGUGCCAUUGCGACACCAGACUACAUCCAGAAUGCACCAGGACUCCCCAAGACCAGAUCUGGUAAAAUUUAUUAG